This is a messenger RNA of Saccharomyces kudriavzevii IFO 1802, 2376 nucleotides long. RefSeq names its product serine/threonine protein kinase NPR1 (gene NPR1). The transcript has a single exon. NCBI's taxonomy places the organism in Eukaryota, Fungi, Ascomycota, Saccharomycetes, Saccharomycetales, Saccharomycetaceae. Gene Ontology annotation, molecular function: ATP binding; protein serine/threonine kinase activity. Gene Ontology annotation, biological process: protein phosphorylation; intracellular signal transduction. The record is from RefSeq and is a predicted model, not a curated record. Bases 1 to 2376 code for a protein of 791 amino acids.
AUGUCUUCACUAACUAGAUUAUUACAGGAAAAACGAAAAAAUGAACCCGCAAGUUCAUCACCGAGAACUUCUGCUGAUACAUUAACAACGACACUCGAAUCACAACCGCUUGACGUUCAAUCGAGGAAUAGGAGUAGCAGUCAUAUUAGUGGCGUUAGCAACGGCAGCAGCAAUGAUCGUAAUAGAACUACCGUUCCAGUUCCUGGAAGUGUUACAACUGUUACGCAGAUAUACUCCGAGGAAGAUUCAUCAUCUACGGCCGGUUCCUCAUUAGACGAUAGAAACCAGUUCUCUUCCAGCUUCCUUAAUUCAAACUUUGCCCACACUGCAUCGUUCUAUGGCACAAGCGCACAGAGUAAAGAUAGGUUUGGGGCUUUGAUAAACGACCAAGGCGCUGCAGGACUUUCCUCAUGCGGUGCUUCUUCACUCGCUGCACAAAAUAGAAUCACGAGUAGGUUAUCCGCCAAUUCGCAUACUUCGGGAAGGGCCAUUCCUUCAUUGUCUUCAAGUAUACCUUACUCAGUCCCAAAUUCUAAUAAAGAUAAUAACAGUUCGAAUAGCAACAGUUCGUCCUUGUCUUCCUCAUGGCUCGAAACAUAUGCUGGUGGUAUGCCCAAUAAUAUCUCUGCGAUUGAUUCUAACGUUAUAUCCUCGCCAAAAGUAGAUAGCGUGGAGCCACGUUUCGUUAUCUCCAAGCAAAAACUUCAAAAGGCGUCAAUGGACAGUAAUAACGCCAAUACUACUCAAUCAAGAUCUAUUUCACGUUCAGGUUCGAUUUCUUCACAGCUGGGGAACUUUUUCUUUUCCAAAAACUCAAAAGAAUCUUCAAACCCAAACUCUGCGGGCGGGGCAUUCUCUGUUAAUUCCAAUGGCCCAUCUCCAAACAUUAAAAAUCCUAAUGUUACAAAUGGUUCGACCGCUAUUCCUAAACCAAUACGUGCGAGACAAAGUAGUAUCUAUUCUGCAUCAAGGCAACCAACAGGUUCCUACACAGAUAACCUUUACGGCUCCCCUUCAUCUGUACAUGAUCAUUUACCUCCCAGCCAAAGCGUUCCAAGGUCACAGCAUUCCUCCAUCGGUGAUCUGAAAAGAUUUUUUAAAAAAAGUUCUAGCAGUAACCUUUCCUCGAACAAUAACAAUGUGAUUCCAAAUGGGUCCCCUCUUUCUAGUGGAAUUGCUGUCCCGUCACAUUCUCAUUCAUCGUCCCAUUUUGCAACAGGAGGCAACUCCUAUUCAAGCAGUUAUAAUGGAAAUGGAGACACAAUAUAUUCUCACAACCAUGGUGGUUCUGGAAUUCCGUUUUCAAAGAGAUACAUCAAAACAGGUGCCGAUUUAGGUGCCGGAGCGGGUGGGUCCGUUAAAUUGGCCCAAAGAAUUGCAGACAACCAAAUCUUUGCAGUGAAGGAAUUUAGAACUAAAUUUGAGAACGAAUCAAAAAGAGAUUAUGUUAAGAAAAUAACGUCCGAAUACUGUAUCGGCACGACUUUGAAUCACGCCAAUAUUAUUGAGACCAUUGAAAUAGUCUACGAAGAUGAUAGAAUUCUGCAAGUAAUGGAGUACUGUGAAUAUGAUUUGUUUGCCAUUGUAAUGAGUAAUAAGAUGUCGUACGAAGAAAUUUGCUGCUGCUUUAAACAAAUACUUACCGGUGUGCAAUAUUUGCAUAGUAUUGGCUUAGCUCACAGGGAUUUAAAGCUUGAUAAUUGUGUUAUAAAUGAAAAAGGUGUUGUAAAAUUAAUUGAUUUUGGUGCAGCUGUGGUAUUUUCAUAUCCGUUCUCGAAAAAUCUUGUAGAAGCAAGCGGAAUUGUUGGUAGUGAUCCAUAUUUAGCCCCAGAAGUUUGUAUUUUUGCCAAGUAUGACCCACGUCCCGUAGAUAUCUGGUCUUCUGCGAUCAUUUUCGCAUGUAUGAUACUGAAGAAAUUUCCAUGGAAAAUCCCGAAAUUGAGAGAUAAUUCAUUCAAGUUAUUUUGUUCUGGACGUGAUUGUGACUCCUUGAGUAGUUUAGUGACAAGAACUCCUGACCCGCCUUCCUACGACGAAUCGCACUCCACAGAGAAGAAGAAACCUGAAAGCUCCUCAAACAAUGUAUCAGAUCCUAACAAUGUUAAUAUUGGACCUCAAAGACUACUGCAUUCAUUGCCGGAGGAAACUCAACAUAUUAUUGAACGUAUGAUUGAUCUCGCACCCGCAUGUAGAGGAAGCAUUGAAGAAAUUAUGGAGGACCCCUGGAUUCGUAGCAUCGAUAUGUGUCAUUUGGUCGAAGACGCCCUAUCUUUCAAAGUUGCUAAAGGAGAAGAUCAUCAUCACACGCAGGUCGAUCAAAGUGAAGCUCAUAUUGCAGGUCUGGAAAAGAAAAAGAAAAAACAAAACAAUCAAUAG